AAGGGGCUGCCGGUUGUUUCUCGCGGUGCGUCGACUUCUCGCGAUAUUAGCCGCAGCGCUUUUUCUGAAAUGGCGGCUCCCGAAGCGGCGGGGGCUCUAGCCGAGCGUUGGCUCCGUACACGGGAUGCCCACGUGCAGGACGGCCCCGAGGAUUUUGGGUCGCUGUUGUUGUCGGCCCCCGUGUUGGAAGGGCUCAAAGCUGCUGGGUUCCUUCGGCCUUCUCCGGUGCAGCUCAAAGCCAUCCCGUUGGGUCGGUGUGGUCUAGAUCUCAUUGUGCAAGCGAAAUCUGGCACUGGUAAAACCUGUGUGUUCGCUACUAUUGCACUCGACUCUCUUAUCCUAGAAAGUCCAGUUACACAGAUUUUGAUCUUGGCUCCUACCCGAGAGAUUGCUGUACAAAUACAUGCAGUUAUUACAACUAUAGGGAUCAAAAUGGAAGGUUUGGAAUGCCAUGUCUUCAUCGGAGGGACUCCUUUAAACCAAGAUAAACUAAGACUGAAAAAAUGUCAUAUAGCAGUUGGCUCCCCUGGUCGCAUAAAGCAGCUCAUAGAGCUGGACUAUCUGAAUACAGCUAGCGUCCGUCUCUUCAUUCUUGAUGAAGCAGAUAAGCUUUUGGAGGAAGGAAGUUUCCAGGAGCAGGUCAACUGGAUUUAUUCUUCUCUGCCAGCUAACAAGCAGAUGUUGGCUGUGUCAGCCACUUAUCCUGAAUCCUUGGCUAAUACUUUGACUAGAUACAUGAGAGAUCCUACGUUUGUGAGAUUGAAUGCCACUGACCCAAGCCUCAUAGGGUUGAAGCAGUACUACAAAGUUGUGAAUUCCCACCCAUUACCUCAUAAGACCUUUGAGGAGAAGGUUGAACAUUUACAGGAGCUAUUCAGCAAGAUUCCUUUCAACCAGGCCCUGGUCUUCUCAAAUCUACAUAGCCGAGCUCAACACUUGGCUGACUUACUGACAUGGAAAGGCUUUCCUGCUGAGUGCAUUUCAGGCAGCAUGAAUCAGAAUCAGCGACUUGAUGCUAUGGCUAAACUUAAGCAAUUCCACUGCAGAGUUUUGAUUUCAACUGAUUUAACGUCCCGUGGAAUUGAUGCUGAGAAGGUGAAUCUAGUCGUUAACUUAGAUGUGCCUUUGGACUGGGAAACAUACAUGCAUCGGAUUGGUAGAGCAGGACGCUUUGGAACAUUAGGACUGGCUGUGACAUAUUGCUGCCAUGGAGAGGAAGAAAACAAAAUGAUGACAAUUGCACAGAAAUGUAACCUUCGGCUUCUUCCUUUACCAGAACCUGUAACUCCAGAACUGAUGGAACAGUUUGAAGGGUGGGAUGUAGAAGUCACAGCUGUCCCGUAUCCCAACGCUUUGCUGUCUACAUCUCUGUUGCCUCCUAAAAAAAUUGAGGGGGAAAUACAACACACAACAAUAAGCACCAGUGCAGAGAUUCCCCCUGCUGUUGCUUGUGAAAGUCUUGCAACCAAGCCAAAACAAGCUUUGAAACAAAACCGGCUGCGUAAAAGCAGAAUGGAACAUACCAGGGCAAAAUUAACCAGGAAUUCACAGUCACCUUCUAGUAUCUUGAAGCAGAAACACCAGAGGGAACCUGAUGUCAAUGUGGGGCAGCAGAACAAGGAGGCUGAUAGAGAAACCUUACAAAAUAUGCUUCCAAAGAUCCCCUGCUUGUCAUCUUUUAAGAACCAGCAGUCCACCGGUGCAUGGAGCAUGACUGAAUAUAUUAAGGAUUAUGAAUAUUUCAUUAAGGAAGGGUUAGAGAGAGAGGUGGAGAUAGUCAGAAGCUACACAGCACCUGGAGAGCACUAUAAACAUACAGAUGGUGAUACCUUCAAUUCUACAGGAAUGGAAUCUAGCUCAUGUAUUGCCACAGCAGCUGGAGUAUUGACUGGAGAGUCUGAUAGCGAUACUAGCUCUUGCAGUUCUAGAUCAUCUAUCUAUAGCCAGGAGGAUCAGUUGUCUCUUAAAGCAUCUUCAGAUGCACAAGAAAGAGAUGAUGUCAUGCUGCCAUCAGAUCAAACUGUUCGGAUACAUGCUCAGCAGUUCAGUAGUAUCCCUAAACCAGAGCAGUUACAAGAGCCUUCUCUUCAGAAGGAGUUGAAACAGAAUGUGAAGCGGAGCAAACCAAGUAGUCAUACCCAAUAUGUUCCCAUUACUAAGCCUUCCAAGGGAGAUACUAUAGAAGAUGCUCCCCAGGAGAAAUGUCUUCCUUUCUCUCGUGAGAAUCAGAGUUCUGAGGAAUAUUGGAGAACAUAUUACAGAGCAUGGCGGGACUAUUAUACAGAAGCUUCUCGUUCCUACUACAGAAUGUACCAGAGACCAAUGAAUAUGCUGACUGCUUACCAUGCAAAUGCUGUCUAUUUUGAGGAGUUGAGAGGGAAUUGGUAAUGUGAAAGUGGUGAGAUUUUUGCCUCUUCCUGAACAUACUGUUAUUGAUUCAUGUCCUUCAUAUUGCUUUGUAUUUCAUUUGUGGACUGUUUUGUAUGCUCGAUAGCAUGGAAUACUUCAAUGCUACUGCAGAUAAAUAGCUGAAAAAUAAUGUUCCCAUUUCCUUUAUGUAGUUUUAGAACAAAUGUUUUCUUAGCAUUAUGGUCAACUAUUAUUCUGGAAGGUCUAACACAGUUGUGGCCCCAAAAGUGAAGUAGAUUACCCACUAAAACAUAUGGCCAUUUCUUGUAUUUUCUGUGCUAUAUCAUACAAGUUCAGUGUGCACUUUCAGAAGCCUUGGGAACUGAUGGUCCAUAUUGAAGAUGCUCUACUCUCCAACAAAAUUUCCCAAUGAAGAACCCUAGUUUUUACCUUGGUGGCCACAGUCAAAAAUGCUAACUUCUCUUUUAAAAUACAUGGUCCACCUUGCUGUGGAAUCACAAAUCUUUGAAUGUAAGAAAUGUGUUCCCAAGUAUAAACUCUGUUCUUGAUAAUGCAUUAUCAAAUCGUUAUAUUACAUCAUAGAUGGUGCUAAUUUUUUUGAUUGUAUACAAUUUAGCAUGUAGAGGCUGUAUUACAUGUUUAUUAUUUUUAUCUUUCUUAAAAGAACUGUGCCUGGGGAGAGGUUUAGACACCCAACCACACUGAUUAUCAUAUUUAGCUGUAAUAACAUUGAAAAUGUUCUGUGUGAAAAAAAGUGUGGACAGCCCCUGAUGAAUUCUUCUCUAUGCAAAGAAAGUGUUGUACUGGAAGUAAGUAGCUUCUGUGGCUCCCACUUAUUUAUCAGUUGCUAUUUUCUGUGCAGUGGCUCCUACCAAGCUACAGCUGUUGUGGUUUCUUCUGUUUAGAAGUAGCAUAAAUAAAUAGGCAUAUCUCAAUUAAUGCACAUUGCUGAUUUAAAUAAAAUUUAAUUAAAACUGUG
Molecule: messenger RNA, 3349 nt
Organism: Pogona vitticeps (central bearded dragon)
Lineage: Eukaryota; Metazoa; Chordata; Lepidosauria; Squamata; Agamidae
Gene: DDX20
Product: DEAD-box helicase 20
Molecular function (GO): RNA helicase activity; nucleic acid binding; ATP binding
Source: RefSeq, a predicted model, not a curated record